Messenger RNA from Penicillium daleae, 1962 nucleotides. RefSeq names its product SKN1/KRE6 family beta-glucan synthesis-associated protein. The coding region runs from base 1 to 1962 and encodes 653 amino acids. Lineage: Eukaryota; Fungi; Ascomycota; Eurotiomycetes; Eurotiales; Aspergillaceae. Gene Ontology annotation, molecular function: glucosidase activity. Gene Ontology annotation, biological process: (1->6)-beta-D-glucan biosynthetic process; fungal-type cell wall organization. The transcript has 6 exons. Gene Ontology annotation, cellular component: endoplasmic reticulum membrane; plasma membrane. The record is from RefSeq and is a predicted model, not a curated record.
AUGUCGGACCAGGAUUCUGAAACAUCCAGCCCGAAGCAGGAGAUGCCUCACAUCCACCUGAACUCGGACCCUUUUCUCGAAACAAAUGAGGACUAUGCUCCACUGACAGGCCGGACUAUUCCUCGACCCUUGACACCACAGGGUCCCGAGCCGCAUGUGGCCGUCGGGGCCCAGGGCAUGUCGCCGUACGGCGUUGCCCAUGCCCCGGAGUCAUCAGAGUUCCUACUGCCACCUAAGCUACGGCCCACGCCUCGAGAUGAUCAGGAUCGGUCGAGAUCGCCUGAUCGCUGGUCUGCGCGGUCAGCGGCGCGGUCGAGUGUCAGCUCGAUGAGUCGGGAUAGUCGGUUUUAUUUCAAUCCGUUUGAGGAUUACUCGCGGGCGCCGAGUCGGAAUGAAAGCGAUGAGUAUGAUGUUAACACGCAGACUGUGUCAGAAAAGUUUAAUAUCAUGCCGACCGAUGGGUUGUUGCUGUUUCCUGAGGAUGUGGAGAAGGAUGAUUAUCUGCAUAAUCCCGAUCCGACGGAUCAGGACCGGGAUUGUGAUGUUUGUAAUCGUCGAGGUGUUUUGAAUGUGGGUGGGUUGGUGCUGUUGACUGUGGGAAUUUUGGUGCUCUUCAUUGGGUACCCAGUCAUAACUUGGGUGGAGGGGAUUUUGAAACCAGCUCAACUUUGCAGGGAAGGAGACUUUCUCUGUCUGGAUGUUGGAGAGACGCCUUUGUUGAGUAAUAUUCGACGAGGAUUGAUUGAUCCGGAUACUCCUGAAGAAGCGAUGACCAAGAUGAACGCCGAUGGGAAGGAAUGGAAGCUGGUGUUCUCGGACGAGUUCAAUAUGCCUGGUCGUACGUUCUACGAUGACGAUGAUCCUUUCUUCCAAGCGGUGGACCUAUGGUAUGGUGUGACGAUGGAUAAAGAGUGGUACGAUCCCGAUGCUGUCACUACAAACGAAGGCGUCAUGGAAAUCCGAUUCGACAACUUCGAAAAUCACGGCCUGCAAUACCGAUCUGGCAUGAUUCAAAGCUGGAACAAGCUUUGCUUUAAAGGUGGCCGUCUAGAAGCCAGUCUGUCUCUUCCUGGUGACGGACACAUCCAGGGUUUCUGGCCUGGUUUCUGGGCUAUGGGCAACUUGGGUCGCCCGGGUCAUGCUGCGACGACUGAUGGAAUGUGGCCGUACAGCUACCAUGAUGGUUGUGAUGCUGGAAUCACUCCCAACCAGAGUUCUCCCGAUGGCAUCAACUUCCUCCCUGGUAUGCGGCUUCCGGGCUGUGCUUGUCCUGGGUCCGAUCAUCCCAGCCCCGGCCAUGCUCGUAGUGCUCCCGAAAUCGAUGUUAUUGAAGGUAGUACUGGCCCAUUGAAUGGGGACGGCCCGUACAUUGGAAUGGCCUCGCAGUCUCUGCAAGCGGCACCUUUUGAUAUCUGGUAUAUGCCCGACUACGAUUACACUGCCGUCUACGAUCCACGUAUCACACAAAUAAAUGCCUACCGCGGCGGUAUCUACCAACAAGCCAUGUCCGGUCUCACAAACCUAAACAGCCGCUGGUACAACGGCACAGAAUACCAAAUCUUCGCCUUCGAAUACACCCCCGGAGCUACAGGAAAUGUAACCUGGUUCGUCGGCGCCGACAAAACCUGGACCCUGGAUGGGCGCGCCAUCGGUCCGAACGGCAAUAUCGGUCAACGCAUGAUCCCGCUCGAACCGAUGAGCUUGGUCAUGAAUCUGGGUAUGGCGGAUAACUUUGCGCCGCAGAAUAAGAGUAUCCGCCACUAUAUGCCUGCGUAUCUGCGGAUUGACUAUGUUCGGAUUUAUCAGGAUCCGGACGAGAUUAGUGUUACGUGUGAUCCGCCUGGGUUUGAAACGACGGGGUAUAUCGAGGCGCAUCGCAAGGCGUAUGAUAAUCAUAAUUUGACGUCUUGGGAGGAUGCUGGCUACCCGUGGCCGCAGAAUAGCUAUAUGCAUGGCUGUUAA